UUACUUUUUGGGUUUGUUUAUCUCUUUCAAUUAACAGUUUCUGAACAAAUUGCGAUAUGCAAAAGAAGGAGCAAGAGAUAUUAUGGAUAGAACUUGUGCUGACUUGCCAUGGCAAGUAUGGCUUGAAGUUGAUGGGAGAGACAUUGAGAUUCCCAAGGAUUCUGAGGGCUUAAUUGUGCUCAAUAUUGGGAGCUAUAUGGGUGGAGUAGAUCUUUGGAAAAAUGGUUAUGAGCACGAUGAUGAUUUUAGUCUGCAAUCCAUGCAUGAUAAAAUGCUGGAGGUGGUAUGUGUAUGUGGAGCAUGGCACCUAGGAAAACUUCAGGUAUAGGAUAUUUUAAUCUUAUGCGCUUCUGAAAUAUCAAAUCAAGUCUUUAUAAUGACAUUAAUUUUGUGAAAUUAUUCUACAGGUUCAAUACUAAAUCACAAAAAAUAUUUUUUCUUAUAAUUAUAAAUUAAUGAUGUGAAUACGUUUAGGUAAGUUGUUGAGGUGUUAUUUCUUU
This is a messenger RNA of Cajanus cajan (pigeon pea), 500 nucleotides long. The record is from RefSeq and is a predicted model, not a curated record. Lineage: Eukaryota; Viridiplantae; Streptophyta; Magnoliopsida; Fabales; Fabaceae.